CGGGGCUUGUUUGCGCAUUUACACCCAUUCGUCCUCACAUCGAUUCGGAUAAAAGCGUCGGACUGGAUUUAUUUUCCAUCAGUCAUAAACAACUUUGAACAUUUGCCUCGAGAAAUUUACUAUCUUUUAACCGCGAUUCGGAAGUCAUGGCGAAAUCACUACGGGCCAGCUCAAGGAAGGCCAAUAACCAGAGACUGAAGCGCAAUGUCUUUGGUCCUGUCGAAGCUGCUCGCAAUGAGCGGCUCUCAGCAAAAUUGAUGGAAAUUGCAACGCAACCUAAGGAGGCUAAGAUGGAGGAUGCUGCUCCAGAAUCCGACGAGAACGCUCAGGCAGAGGAUGCUGCAGAAGACGCAACCGCUACUGUUAUGGAGGUGGAUUCGGGAUCAGCCCCCAAGGCCGCCUCAUCCAAGAAGAAGAGGGUUGAGAAGAAGCGAGGCAAGAAAUCCAAGUCUGCCAUAGUGUUUUCUAGCUACAAAGACAGGAUUGCCAAGAAGAAGAGGUGAUCUUGAGUUUGUUGUUACGAUUGCUCUUUUUGUUGUUGUUAAUACCCAUUCAUAAAAUUGAGCCUAAGUUGGGCUUUUACUGUCAUAUAAGGAAUCAAUCAAUGUACGAGAAUCCGAUCUGAAUGAA
This is a messenger RNA of Pyricularia grisea, 630 nucleotides long. RefSeq lists its product as uncharacterized. The record is from RefSeq and is a predicted model, not a curated record. The transcript is spliced from 3 exons. Gene Ontology annotation, cellular component: preribosome, large subunit precursor. Bases 147 to 503 code for a protein of 118 amino acids. NCBI's taxonomy places the organism in Eukaryota, Fungi, Ascomycota, Sordariomycetes, Magnaporthales, Pyriculariaceae.